Messenger RNA from Humulus lupulus (European hop), 579 nucleotides. RefSeq names its product probable LRR receptor-like serine/threonine-protein kinase RFK1. The record is from RefSeq and is a predicted model, not a curated record. Gene Ontology annotation, molecular function: protein binding. The transcript has 5 exons. Bases 67 to 486 code for a protein of 139 amino acids. Lineage: Eukaryota; Viridiplantae; Streptophyta; Magnoliopsida; Rosales; Cannabaceae.
AUUAUUAUGCAGUGGAAGCCACUAAAGAAAUAGCUGCACAAAUGAACAAGACAGACUGGAACUUCGAUGACCCUUGUAGUAACCAAUCGACUAUUGAUAAACCACGCACAGAAAAGUACAUCAAUGAAAUCGGCCUUGGAGAGCAACUUGUUUUCUGGAACUGUUCCCUCUGAGCUUGGGAAAUUGGUGAACUUGACUUAUUUGAAUCUUAAUGCAAACAAUCUCACUGGAGAGUUCCCUUUGUCUCUCACUAAUCUCUCCAAGUUAUCCGUGCUUAGGAUCAGUAGUAACAACUUUACAGGAAGUAUGCCUGAGUUUAGCGGUUGGAAACAACUUCAGUAUUUAGAAAUGGAAGCAAGUGGUUGCAAAGGGCCAAUUCCUUCUAGUAUUUCUAGCUUGGAUAAGUUGAUAGAAAUGUAUGUUCUCUUUCAUUUAUUAUCUAUAUUUCUGUGUCUGCUUAAAAUCUUGGUAUGUUCACUAACUUAAUUUGUGAUGAGACACUUUCUUCACUGAAGGAUUACUGACUUAAAUGGAGAGAGCUCAAAUAUUUCGGACUUGAGAAACAUGACAAACAUAAAA